This is a messenger RNA of Paramecium tetraurelia, 639 nucleotides long. RefSeq lists its product as uncharacterized. The transcript is spliced from 3 exons. The record is from RefSeq and is a predicted model, not a curated record. Lineage: Eukaryota; Ciliophora; Oligohymenophorea; Peniculida; Parameciidae.
AUGUUUUAAACAAAGAAGUCGAAUAUAAAAUUUACUAUUGAUAAGCAAUUCUAUGCAUCCAUCUAAAAAAAUGUAACUGAAAAUAAACCUGUUUAAGUAUGUCCCUCUAAGUUUCCUGCGAAGAGUUAACAAAUAGAUAAAACCGCAAAUCCAAAGCUAAGGACAAAGCAAUCAGAACCUAUUUUAAAAUAAAUUCCAUCACUCAUUAAUCAAAGAAAAAUAAGCGAUAAUUAACAACUUCCAAAUUCUGCAGAAUAGACAAAAUGUUAUGAUGGCAAUUCUUAGCUGAUAUAAUAAUUAAUCUAAGAAAAUAUGAAACUAAAAAAAUAAAACUUAGCCAAAGAUUCAAUCAUUAAUUAAUUGAUAACAAAUAAUGACACAUAAAAAGUUAAUUUGUGUAGAGCAAGCACAUCCCAGACUGAAAGAAAUGCCCAUAAAUUGCUUAAGCAGUAGAACAAUCAGAAGACUGCGCGUAAGAGUAUGGAAGAGCUAUCCUCAUUAGGAUUUACAUUUUGUAAUACAGAGCAAAAAAAUUAUUAAAAAGAAUGUGAAUAAUUCUCUAUUAAAUCUUCAAAAAGUCCUGUUAAAUUUCCAAAAGAAUUUUAGAUAAUACCAAAUCAAAAGAAGUUUUUUGUGUGA